Molecule: messenger RNA, 393 nt
Organism: Zymoseptoria tritici IPO323
Lineage: Eukaryota; Fungi; Ascomycota; Dothideomycetes; Mycosphaerellales; Mycosphaerellaceae
Exons: 2
Coding region: 1-393 (130 amino acids)
Source: RefSeq, a predicted model, not a curated record
AUGGCCCGCCUUGGUGAAUCGUCGAGUGACGAUAACCUCAACACCACCAAGCGUGCUAAGGAUACCACUCAGCCCAACAGCCCAACUAAGCAGCGCCCCGCGAGGGUCCGCCGCUCUACGCUGCCCGAGGACUUCGACUUGGAGUUUGAGGAAGAAGAGUUGCAGGAUGAAUUGGAUACAGCGGAGACUCAGACUCAGGAAGAACCAGGAUUGCGCGAGCGCUACGCCACCUUGAACCGAAAGAAGGACGAAGGACCCCCGGAUCAUAGCAUUAACGCCUUCAACCUUGGUGCCUUCUUCCCUGAAGAUGCUAUAUACCAGCAUAACGACAACCCCGAGGACCUGAGGGUCCGCAUCGAGCUUCCUAACAAGCCAGCUGUUAAGGAAUGUUAA